Styela clava is the source of this 1940-nucleotide messenger RNA. The record is from RefSeq and is a predicted model, not a curated record. Lineage: Eukaryota; Metazoa; Chordata; Ascidiacea; Stolidobranchia; Styelidae.
UCAAUGAUUAACUAAAAGCAGUGCAAUAACAAUUGCUACAUGUUCAUCGGCGCGAUGGUGAGUAUCCCUGGCGCAUAAGACGGUGCAUUCGCCCAGCAAUGUCGUAUGUUUCGGCAUACUGGGAAACAGUGCAGUCUGGAACUAUGCCUGGAGUCGGAGCUCAAUUAGGGAUUUCGAAUUUUUUUGGGGUUGGCAAUAGCCAAAUCGAUGGUGGAACCUCGCCAAACCAAGCACCUGCAGCAGGAACACAAGAAGCGAACUACACGAAAGGUGCCGGCCAACGGCGGCAGCAAUAAAUAAAUCAACACGUGACCGAAUGUCGGAAGUAGCUGCCAGACAUUUUAUUUUCAUUUUCUCAUUGUCUAUGGUUUAACUUAGAAAUAUGCGUUUAUAUUGAACUGAUUAAAAUACUUCAUCAAUUUGUACAUUCAAUUCUUUUUUUUGGGUUCUAUUUUAGGUUAUAUAGAAAUUUUCAAAUUUGAAACGGUAUUAUUUUACUGUGUUUUUUUAAAUCUGGUAAGUAGGUUUUUAAUUUCAUUGAGGUGUACUAAAACAUGGCUGAUUUGGCCGGCGAUUGUUGCAAUGGCUGUAGCGAAAGGUUGCUAUAACGAAAAGUAUAUGUUAUGGAAUUUCCCUGUGCUGGAUUACCAACCAUUUAUGCAAUAACGCCAACAUACACAAGGUGGACACAAAAGGCAGAAUUAACGAGGUUAUGCCACACUUUUCUUCAUGUUCCAAAUUUUUUCUGGAUUAUUGUAGAAGACUCAGAAGCAAAAACUGAUCUAGUUGCAAGGUUUCUCAGAAAUUGUGGAUUACCUUAUGCUCAUGUGAAUGCAAAAACAGACAGCAAUUUCAAAUUGAAAUCAUCCGAUCCAAGUUGGCUAAUGCCUCGAGGUGUGGCACAAAGGAAUGAGGGACUUAAAUGGAUUCGCAAGAAUGUUAAACUGGGGACACCUGGUGUUCUGUAUUUUGUUGAUGAUGACAAUACAUAUUCAUUGCGGAUUUUCGAAGAAAUGAGAUUCACGAAAACUGUUUCAGUUUGGCCUGUAGGAUUAGUGGGUGGGUUGAAAUUUGAAGGUCCAUUAUGUAAAAAUGGUAAAGUGAUGUCUUUUUAUACAGCUUGGAAACCAGAGAGACCCUAUCCUAUUGAUAUGGCAGGUUUUGCCACGAAUAUUGAACUAGUUCUUGAACACCCAGAAGCAGUUUUUUCUAAUGAAGUUCCUAGAGGAUAUCAAGAAUCACAUUUUUUGUCUAAAAUCGUUACAAGAGAAAAAUUGGAACCCAAAGACUUCAAAAUAUUAGUAUGGCAUACUAGAACGGAAAAACCGAACAUGAAGCAAGAAAUGAAACUUCAGAAAAUCGGUAAAGCUUCAGACCCUAAAAUGGAAGUGUGAUAAUCAUAAACAUGCUAAUCACUGUCUAACUGUGUAUACCCAAUGUUGAAGAUACAACUGCUUCAUAUCAAAUAUGCUCUUCAGCAUCAUGAUUUUUAUUAACUUAUAUUUUAUAUUGGAGUAUUGUAGUUAUCUUAUUUUUAUAUAUAGUAAGCUUAAUUUUAUAAUGUUUGGUGCACCUAUCUCAGCAGUAUGUUAAUCAGAUGUUGAGACAUUAUUAUUUUUCUGUUUUUAUUUAUUAUUUGGUUGGAGAAUAUCUGAGAAUCAAAAAUACUAUAAAUUGCAUUGAUUUGAUAUGUUUUGCAGUUUAUUGUCAGUCCAAUUUUCUAUAGAUUUCAAAACCUCAACUAAUUGAAAUAGGUAUGAAUAUAAAUUAUCAUCUUGAAUUGUUCUAAGAUAAUGGAAUGCUCCGUCAAGCCCAUGCUUCACAGCAUUAUUGCCAUCUAACUGUAUUAUAUUUCGCCAUGCUGUUGUCUGCGCUGCGACAUCUAGUAAUAUAUCUUUUAAUGAAAUUAACAUAUUUUUUUAUCUUACUUUUCUAAAUAG